CCGCCGCCCGUCCCUCGUCCGUCAGUGCGCCCGCCGGGCUGGCCGGCCGCGGGAAGGGGCCGCGGCGCGGGCCGAGGGCUCCGGAGUCGGCGGGCGCUGGCCGGGAUCGCGUUAGAGGAAGCGCGGGUGGAGACGAGUCCGGGCUCGGGCGGGAGGCACAGCCCGGGGCAGGCGGCGGGGCCGAGCCGGGUCGGGGAAGCCGUCGGGGGGCCCCGAGGUGCCCCGGGAUGAGGGAGACGGGCGAGCCUCGCAGGCCACGCGGGGGGCUGAGGUGGAGGGGGCAGGGGGCCGCGGCGCGCCCUUCCGCCCAGCCCUGGCCCCGGUUGGCAUCUCCCCUCCCCAGAAGCCGGGGCAGAAAGCCCCUCCACCCUCGUUCGUCCGCUCCGGACCCCCCUCCGCCCAGCCCAAGCCCUCCCUCCCCCCACCAGCCAGCAGCCCCGAACCUGACACAGUGUCAGCAACAGAUGUCAGUGCCCACCCCAGACUUCAUCCCAGGACCCCGGAGGGUGCUGAGGGGCUGCAGUUCUCCACCCUGGAAUCCGCCCGGGGCGCACUUCCCCGCUCACCGGCGAGAAGGGUAAGGUCUGAGAUCCCAGAGCAGAAUGGCUGCUUGAACCUUGUGGAGCUGCGAACGGGCCCUUUUACUUUUUAAAAACUACACAUAGGAGAGUGUUACUACAGCAUAAGAGUGUUUUUGCCUGUGGUCUCAGCAGGGGUGACAGAGCUUGUAGACUCCCAGUCAGGGUGCUGGCGUCAGAAAGCAGGCUUGAAGCUUACUGGCAGGGCACAGCCCUCGUGAGUUGCCCUCCCUGCCCUGGUACACCUCUCCUUUCUUCCUGAUUGUAAAACCCACACACGUGCACAUGAAAAGUUCUCCAGAGGAUCCAGAAGGAAAAAAUCACGUGGAAUGUUCCUCCGCUUUUCACUUGUCAUAAGCAUUUCCCAUGUCAUUAAAAAUCCUUCCUCAAUGGUUUUGUUCUUUCCUCCCCUCCCCCCACAUGAUCACAAUACCAUUUGGGGGAGAUUCAGAGACUAGGAAGAACACGGAGUAUAUGGCUGGCCACCCUUGGGCCUCUUUCCCAGUGGCCCUUUUGGGGACCCUCAUACAUCAUUUUGCAUCCCACUCUCCCCUGUACCUCAUGCCAUCUAUAUGUCAUGUCUGUGCUUCCCUCGAGCAUGUAAUGUUACCACGUAUUUUGCAGUCCUAAAUUCUUUGCCAGGUGAUGGGAGGGCAGUUGAUCCUGCCAGGCUUGACUUCUGGGCACUUUUGUUGUGAAUCUUGGUGCCUAAAUCUUUGUCCCAAUUUCAGAUAAAUUCCACAGCAUGCGAACUUCCAGAAUCGUCUUGAUAUACAAGCUGCCACAGUGCUUUCCAGAAAGGUCGUGCCAGCUUUUACUUUCAUCAUCGGAUCAGCACAGAGUACAAGUGUUAAAAAAAAAAAAAAAAAAAAGAAAAGAAAAGAAAAAAAAAACCCUGCUCGUUUUUAUUUUUAUGACUGACAUUUCAGUUAUAUGUUCACUAUAGGAAGCUUGGAAGAUGCACAAAAUGCUAUUUUCUCCCUGCCCUUUCCACUUUCCCUCUGCUUUUAAAGUCUCUAUCCCUCCCUUGUCCUCCUUAGCACCUCCUCCUUCAGCUCUAACUUGGCCAGAAGUAGACAGCAUAGGCAAGUAGAAAAGGCCAGAAAGCUACAGGCAAGGCAGGAGGCCUCUACUGCGCUAUUGCGUAGCAUAUCCGGCUGUUUCCAUUUAGAGGGGAUUUAAACUCCGGUUCCUUAUUCCAAGUGCUCAGGAGCCCUAUGUGGCUGAUGCUACCACGUUGGACAGUACAGGUGGAGAGCAUUUUAACCCCACAGGAAGUUCUGCUGGGCGGUGCUGCUACUCCACCAGGGCAGGAAUGCUGUUCCCCUAGAUGCUCCGUAAACCGUGUAUUGAGUGACUAAACGAAUGGAGGGUGGAAAUGGAUACUAAGCUAAGUAGGGAAAUGAGAUAUGUUCAUGAUGAGAUAAGGGUUGUGAAGACAGCACAGUGGGCUUGAGGAGACAAGGGUGACAUUCUGAACCAGAGCAUGGUGACACCCUGGUGUGGUGACAGCUGAGCUGGGAUGAGCAUCAGAGAGGAGUGUGGGUGGAACGGUAGGUGCAAAGGCCCUGGGGUGACCAGUGUGUUGUCUUCACAAUGUAGCCUGUGAGGGCCAUGUGUAAGAUCAGGUCAGAAUGAGAUGGGGAGGGCCGGGGUCAAUUCCUCGGGAACUGGAGGUCAGGGCAAGGAGGUGGGGAGCCAAGGGGAGUCCUGAGCAAGGUGAUGGCUACCAUCUGAUGUGGCCACUUUGCGCCUGCCCCUCUCUGCAGGCCCUGACUGCUGACCGCAUCCGCCUGCCGCCACCUGGGUUUGUCUGGAGCUGCUGGGACUGUCCUGGGAUCCAGUUCGCUUGCCCCCUGAGGCCGGAGAGAUGCUCCCGCUGGCCAGAGCCCUCGCCUCCCCCAGGAGUCCCCAGACCCCGGCCCUGAGGGAGCAGGACAGGGCCCCUCAGCUGGCCGGCCCUGGGGAUACCGAGGCCUGGCGCCUGCGUUUCCGACAGUUCCAGUACCGCGUGGCAGGAGGGCCACACCGCGCGCUGGGCCAGCUCUGGAUGCUGUGCCGCCAGUGGCUGCGGCCCGAGGCGCACUCCAAGGAGCAGAUGCUGGAGCUGCUGGUGCUGGAGCAGUUCCUGGGUGCGCUGCCCAGCAAGAUGAGGACCUGGGUGCAGUCGCAGGGCCCUCGCACCUGCAGGGAGGCCGCUAGCCUGGUGGAGGACCUCACACAGAUGUCGCAGCAGGAAGUUCUGGUAUCUCUCACCGACCACCAGGACGGGAGCAUCAGCGAGGAGGAAGACGGGAAGAACCAGAAAGACCCAUGCCAGGUGAGCCCAGGGCCCCUGGCUCCAUGCUCCUACAUUCCCAGGGCACCACGGGCAUCAGCAUCGGAGCUGGGGCUCCCCCAGGAGGGCGAGUGGCUGCAGCCUGCCCAGCCCCAGCGGAGUCCCCACACCAGGGCGGGGGCCGAGGCAUCCUGCACCCUGGGCUCACUCGGGCUUCAGCCUCCCAGCAUGAAGGCAGACAGACUGAGGAUGCUGCAGCAUGGGGUCCCUUCAGCAGCCUGCCCAGGCCUGGGCUGCUUGCCUGUGAAGCCUAGUGUCUGGGAUGAGCCUCCCUGUGGGCAGGUCCGGGACAGAGCCCUCGAAAACAGGCACUGUCUCCCCAGGCUGGCCCAGGACACUCCCCAGGCCGAAGGGAGUGCCUGGCAGGCAGGGGCUGCCCCCAGGGACACUGUGCUUCAGGGCACUGCGGGCCAAGGGCCUGCUCCGGAGAAGCCCCUGCACCCGCGCCCUCAGCCCAGCCUGGUUGCAGACCUCACCCUCCCAAGUGCUCAGAGCAGUAGUCCCCAAAAGGGACUUGGGGACCGUGAUGCCAGCAGCACCCACCUGCCCUUACUCAAGGACACCAAAGCCUCCCCCGAAGAGUCAGGGCGACCGGCUGUUGCCCCCUCCUCCGGGAGCUCAGCGGCGCCGCCAGUCCCCCCAGGGACGCGGCCCUUCGCGUGCGCCGAAUGCGGGGAGGUCUUCACCUGGGUCACCCACUUCAUGGAGCACCAAAAGCGCCACCUGGAAGAGGGGCCCUUCUCGUGUCCCGAGUGCGGCAAAACCUUCCUGCACGCCUCUGUCCUGGGGGAGCAUCGGAAGAUCCACCUGCUGGAGCCGCUGCCCAAGAGGCCCCGCCGGAGCGGGGGCGAGGAGCCAGGAGAGGCCGACCCCCAGGAAGCGCCCUCGGGCCGCCGCGAGCCCUCCGGUCGCGAGCGGCCCUUCGAGUGCGGCGUCUGCGGGAAGGCCUUCCCCUGGAUGGUCCACCUCCUCGACCACCAGAAGCUGCACGCCACGCAGCGACUCGGGACACGCCACGUCUCUGGGUGUCGCCGCGCCUGCCGCUUACCCCGAGUGACAGCGACCCACGAAGGGCUCGUCCUGCGGGGCGACCCGGAACCUACCGCGUCUCCCGGCUGUCGCCGCGCCUGCCGCUUACCCCGGGUGACAACGAACCUCUGCGAACUCGUCCAGCGGAGUGACCUGGGACCCGCCAUCCCCGCCGCCGCGUCCCCCGGGUGA
This is a messenger RNA of Lynx canadensis (Canada lynx), 4137 nucleotides long. RefSeq names its product zinc finger and SCAN domain containing 1 (gene ZSCAN1). Bases 2449 to 4137 code for a protein of 562 amino acids. Lineage: Eukaryota; Metazoa; Chordata; Mammalia; Carnivora; Felidae. The record is from RefSeq and is a predicted model, not a curated record. The transcript is spliced from 8 exons.